UUCCAACGAGGAGAAUCUUAUGAAAGACGUUGGAAUCUUAUAAAAGGAGCGGAUAGGGAUAACCACAUGGCCGGCCCCGCCGCGGGGUGAACACGACGGCCUGACCCGGUUUCCUUCUCUCGCCUUCUCUUUUCUGUAACGCGCAGUAUACGGCGCCGUUGUUUCUCCCCACGGCGGCAUCUCCUGCGUGGCGCCGCCUUCCGGCGAGAGCUGCGACGGCGGCGCACUAGGCGAGUUACUGGACACGAGAGCGAUGGGGGACGGCGCCAGCGGCCGCGGCGGCGGAGGCGGGGCCGGGCGGCGGGUGGGGGAGUACGAGCUGCUGCGACCGAUCGGGUCGGGGGCGUACUCGCAGGUGUGGCUGGGGAGGCACCGGGCGCGGGGCACGGAGGUGGCGGUGAAGGAGAUCGCCAUGGAGCGUCUCAGCAACAAGCUCCGCGAGAGCCUCCUCUCCGAGGUCGACAUCCUCCGUCGCAUCAGACACGAUAACGUCAUUGCACUCCACGAAUCCAUCAAGGACCAUGGGAGCAUAUAUCUCAUAUUGGAGUAUUGUCGAGGUGGUGACUUACAUGCAUACCUUCAACGUCAUAAAAGAGUUUCUGAAAAGGUUGCUAGGCAUUUCAUCCGUCAGUUAGCAUCUGGUCUGCAAAUGCUUCGCGAUAAUAACGUGGUUCACCGAGACCUAAAACCUCAGAACAUUCUUCUUGUUGAAAAUAAUGAAAAUUCUCUGUUGAAGAUCGCUGACUUUGGAUUUGCAAAAUUUUUGCAACCUUUUGCCCUAGCUGAAACUCUUUGUGGUUCGCCACUUUACAUGGCUCCAGAAGUCAUGCAAGCUCAGAAGUAUGAUGCAAAGGCAGAUCUGUGGAGUGUCGGUGUCAUUCUAUAUCAACUUGUUACUGGAAGACCACCUUUUAAUGGGGGCAAUCAGAUCCAGUUGCUUAAAAAUAUACUCAGGACAUGUGAAAUACGCUUCCCAUCUGAUUGUGACUUGAGCCAUGGCUGCAUUGACUUGUGCAGAAAGUUGCUGCGGCUCAAUUCAGUGGAGCGGCUUACAGUUGAAGAAUUUGUGCACCACCCAUUUCUUUCUGAACAUGCUCCAGAGAAGACUUUGAGCCUUACACAAUCUGACAUAAGAGAUGGCUUUCCAAGAAAUAAUAGCAGUCCAACAAGGCAUUCAAACCAUAGUUCACAAGAAGAUUGUAUGCCUUUUCCUUUAGAUGAUGAGUCAAGUGGACAGGACGAGGGUCCAGUUCCUGACAGUAAGAGUCUGAUGAAAUCUUAUGGAUUUCCCAUGGGUAAAAGAUUGGAUAAAACUUCAGGCCAGAAGAGUCCACCGAAACAUAACAGUUUGUUCUCCAGGUAUGUCUUGGGCAAUAAUCAUGCACCUAGUAGCCAACACCAUGGCCAUUCUGGUAAAGUGACCAAGGAAAGCAAGAUUCAUGAAGUACAAGGUCAAAAGGUUGUUUAUCCAGAAGAUCAGGAAUACGUCUUCGUGUCUGGACCACACCUGGAGGGAUCAUCAUCUUCAACAAAUGCCUCUCAGCAGCUUAAUGUACCAGCAAAAUAUGAUAAUUCGUCUGUUUCACCACCAAAGUUAACUUUCAUGAGUGCACCAAUGCCGAUAAAUGGUUUGCCGAUUAAUAGACAACAACUUGCUGGGACUGGUAGCUUUGACAGCCACUGUUCUCCUGCAUCUGGCACUUCACAGGGAUCUGCAGAUAUAAGUGAUGCCAUGGAUCAGCCCCCAUCUGAUUAUCUGACGAGGAUUAGAUUGUUGGAGCAAUAUGCAUCAGCCAUAGCAGGGUUGGUCAGAGAUGAGAUCAAAGGUGGCAGACACUUGGAAGCGUUCUCUAUUCAGCUAAUUGUUCUUGCAACCUGGAAGCAAGCAAUUCAUAUAGGAAAUACCUUUGUAGCUUCACCUGCAAGGGAGAGUCCCUCACAGGAUAUCCCUAUGAAGGGGCAUAUUGCUGGUGCUUCCCAUUUGCCUGCGAACUCAAAGCUAGCUGAUGAUGCCUGCAUGCAGAUAGAGAAACAGUUUCUCUCUGAAGUUGAAUAUGCUGAAGAACUAGCCAGCAUUGUGGGACAGAUAGCUGAUGGUACAGAGAUGCCAGAUGCAAUUGAAAUGAUAUUUCAGUCGGCUUUACUCAUAGGAAGGCGAGGCGGUGUUGAUGAAAUGUUUGGGAAAGCCGCGGAUGCCAUGACUGGGUAUAUGAGGGCGGUAUCCAUGCUGCGGUUUCUCCUGGUCGAGGCACCAUCACUCGCCCUCAACCCCCCUUUGACUCUAACGAGAUCCGAUCGGAAUCGACUGCGCACAUACAUUGACGCUCUCAACACCAGGCUCUGUCAGAUGCAGAGCCAGAGGCAUUGACUGCUGCCAUGCGCCCUCAAAUCUUGUCCAGGUGUUGUACAAUAUUCUUUCAUUUGUAAAUAUAUUUGUUGGCCCAAACUAGGGCAUAUGUAACAUGUCAGAACUGUGGAACUAGGCAGAGCAGCGAAAAUCUAUUGUAAAUAUAUUUGUAGUGUGGAAUUAGGCAGAGUGUACGUGGUAGGUUCAUUCUGUGUCGAUUCAGGCAGAAGCUUGAAAACCGAAUAACCAAUAAUAGUCACGUGUGGAAAUGUAAACAGCUCGGCCUCUACUUCGUAGAUUCUUUAUUAUAUAUUAGUAAAUUAGCUCGAU
Zea mays is the source of this 2677-nucleotide messenger RNA. RefSeq lists its product as uncharacterized. The coding region runs from base 254 to 2368 and encodes 704 amino acids. The transcript has 13 exons. Gene Ontology annotation, biological process: peptidyl-serine phosphorylation; regulation of autophagy. Gene Ontology annotation, molecular function: protein serine/threonine kinase activity; ATP binding. Gene Ontology annotation, cellular component: cytoplasm. The record is from RefSeq and is a predicted model, not a curated record. Lineage: Eukaryota; Viridiplantae; Streptophyta; Magnoliopsida; Poales; Poaceae.